Monascus purpureus is the source of this 5383-nucleotide messenger RNA. Lineage: Eukaryota; Fungi; Ascomycota; Eurotiomycetes; Eurotiales; Aspergillaceae. The record is from the annotation of a GenBank genome assembly.
GAUCCUUUAGGCUGAGAUGUUCGCUGCCUUACAAAUAAGACUAAUAAUGCUGGAUAAGGGCAGAUGGAUAGUGAUUAUCGACUUUCCGAGAGGUGUGGAGUGAAGAAUACGAGGACUGGAGCUUCGGCCCAGAAGUCCAAGACUGCACUGACUCUCAGCCAGGAACAGCUGGUGGUCUGUUCUUCUCUGUAUCUAGACACUGCCUGCAAUGCAUCUCAGACAGAUGUUUCUGAUGCCCACAAAGAACAUCUUCAUUCUCAAACUGAGCUUCAGCUUAGGGCUCCUGACAUAAACCGAUACAACGCAGGCUGAUUGGGCCGAUGUCAGGCAAUCCGAUUUAUGACGCCAACUGCAACCCUGGGGGAGACGAACCCUUUUGCCUUGCAGUGAAUGUCUGCGAUCUUUCAUCAUCAUCACCUCUCCAUCUCCAACUUCUCCGCAUUUGCCUCUUCCGUUGACGGCCCAUGGGUGACCCUUUCUCUGCAACUGAUGGCUUCCUCACUCUCUCAACCUCUAUCAUCCGCCCUGUAGCCCAUCUUAUCAACCAGGCAGCCGGCGCGCCUUCGCCUCGCUUCUUCCAUCUGACUUGACUUGGUUGCCUCCGACCCGACCCGCGCGUACCGUACACCUCGCUCCCCGUCAACCCGAUAGUAUCACAUGAGAUAGACCGCAUCAACUUCUUCGGGCUACCUGCUUCUAGGAUAGCCAUCCGACCUUCUCCCGCGAGCCGAACGUGUCUGUAACUCCUUACGCAGGUCUAUAUUACUGUGUUCCACUUCCCGUUCAGAGCUCAGAAUGCCACGCCUCCCGGUCGAUGCGGACGGGCAAAUGGAUGCUGAACCAAGUGAAAACAGGAAGUCCAUUUCCAUCGCUCGCGCACAUUCUAACCGAUUACCUGAACGGUUCAAGGAUGAUGGCGAUGUCCAGCUUGAUGUUACCGCUCCUCCGGGUGCCCAUUCGCGGGACGGGCAUAUGCGCUACAUGCACCACUCUAUAUUCUCUAUGAUUGCCGCAGUCGGUUCCAGGUCGGAUUUUCAUUCGCGAUUCGAGGAAUCUAGUGACAGCGAUGGCGAAACCGACGAGACGUCUGCGAAAGAAUCUCCGCCGCUCCCGGCCGCUGUCCCGCCGUCGAAACAUGGCCGGCUUGCGCAAAGUACUAUAGACGAGAGGGGACGCACGUUUCAAAGCUCGUUCCGGGAUCACAAACCUCUAUCCCAAAUCCCAUGCUACAAUAUUGGUCGUCGACGGGAGAAAUCUACCUCUCAUGCUGAGAUUCCGGAAACCAGUGCUGGGCCAUCUCGACUUGCGGCGGAUCUUAGGCGUCCCCGGAGUGCGACUCCAAGGGCUGUCCCUGUUCUCAGUAAGAUGGUGGAGGCUCAGGCCCGGUUUGACACAGAACAAUCUGCACCGGAAGGCACGCAAGGCUUGAGCCAUGAGCAGCCCAACGAAGAGCCUCAGCGGCCGUCCUCGUCUACACUAUCGACAAGACUCAUGGAAAUCUUCGAAUUUGUGAGGCCAGAAAAGGUGAUCGUCGAGUAUUCUUGUUCCUUGCUGCAGAGUAUGCUCCUACAGGGUUAUAUGUAUGUCACCGAGGGACACGUCUGCUUCUAUGCCUACCUCCCUAAGAAGUCUACUGUGGCAAUUAAAUCAGGAUAUUUGUCCAAACGCGGUCGAAAUAACCCUCGAUACAAACGCUACUGGUUUUCGUUGAAAGGUGAUGUCCUUUCAUAUUACAAGGAUUGGUCGAAACUCUACUUCCCUCAUGGCCACAUCGAUCUUCGGUAUGGGAUAUCCGCAUCUCUUGCCGAGCAGAAAGACAAGGAGAAGGAGAAGGAAGUUAAAGACUUCCAAGUGACUACGGAUCAAGACACCUAUUACUUCAGAGCAGAUAGCCCUUCGAACGCAAGAGAAUGGGUCAAAUCUCUCCAGAAAGUCAUCUUCCGAACUCACAAUGAAGGCGACAGCGUCAAAAUAUCAUUCCCGAUCGAGAACAUCAUUGACAUAGAAGAAAGCCCCAUGGUCGACUUCGCGGAGACGUUCAAAAUACGAGUCGUUGAGGCGGGUGAGACGUACGGCGUUGACGAGUACUUCUUUGCAUUCACAGACUCGAGCAAUGACGCCUACAAUUUAUUAAAAGGGUUGAUCCACGAAGGCCCAGAAAAGGUCCCAUCUCUCGAAACCGCUUCGCAGACAACUCACAGAAACAGUUCUGAACGGCAUCGUAGUGCGUCUGUAAGCAGACAGCCAAUAACAGCUGAAACAGAUCGGCAUUCAGAAAGCGAGGUCGCUGCUAUGGAGAAGAGCAUACUGGACCACUCUCCCAGGAUACGUUCGCGCCGGCCAUCAGACUCGUUUGUCAAUUCUCCUGAACGAGACAUGGAGUCUUCAGCUGUCAUACAAUCUAUAUCAGACACUCCAGAAUCUGCCAGCCAGAUUUUAAACCGCAGCGAUGUUUUCCAGUCUCCGACCAUCCACACGUUAGGAAGACGUCCCUCAGCUGGCCGUAGCUAUUCCGACAGAACCGUCCACACAGUGCCUAGACAGGUGGACGUACCAACAGCCUUGCCGGCGCACAAUGUGCUGGACACACAACACACAGUCAAUGAAUCUGAUGGGCGAGCUGCUCAGGAACCUUCAGGGCUGCAGCCCACUACGCCUACAUUGAACGAUAUGUUGAAAGCCGGUGCAUAUCCUCUGCAGCGUGCUGCCGGGUUUGCAGAAUACUUGAAAAGCCGCUCCAAACAGAUGAGUAGCCUUUUGGCAAGCGAGUCAAUGGGCUAUAUUGAAAAGGUCUCUGGCAUGUGGGCCGGUGGUCGGCAACACUACGGUGAAAGCGAGAGAAUAAUCCCAGAGGAUCGAGCCGUUGAUACUGAGGACAAGGAAACUGGAUGCAAUUAUGGCGACCGAUUCCGUGCUCACUUUGCGCUUCCAAAAACCGAGAAACUUCAGGCUACUUAUUUUGCAUAUCUCCACCGCGUGGUUCCGAUCUACGGCAAGAUAUAUAUAAGCCAGAGGAAAAUUUGCUUUCGUAACCUCCUACCGAUACCUCGUACCAAGAUGAUUCUUCCACUGAGAGAUAUCGAGAAUGUUGAGAAGGAGAAAGGGUUUAGAUUUGGCUAUAGUGGACUCGUCAUUAUUGUCCGUGGCCAUGAAGAGCUGUUUUUCGAGUUUAGAACCGCCGACUCCCGCGAUGAUUGUGCUGUCACACUACACCAACAUCUCGAAUCUGUGAAGUAUCUAGUAGAAUCCGGCCUGCUUCUCAAACAGGAGAAAGAAGAGGCAGAGGAAGCAAGAGCAGAGCAUUCUAUGCUGCAAGAGGCCCGUAAUGAUGCUUCCGCUGAACAAGAAUCACCCACCGCGUCUAACGACGAGUCAGAAAUGCAUUCCAUUUUUGACGAUCCUCAUGCGUCUAUCGUCAACUUCAAGCCGUCCGAGUCGCUAAGGAUUACCUGCUUAACGAUCGGGUCCCGCGGAGAUGUGCAGCCGUACAUUGCCUUAUGCAAGGGCUUACUCGCUGAAGGCCACCGGCCGAAGAUCGCAACCCAUAGGGAAUUUGAGCCUUGGGUGAGAAAGCAUGGUAUUGAUUUUGCUCCGGUUGAGGGCGACCCAGCAGAACUUAUGCGAAUCUGCGUGGAGAAUGGGAUGUUUACAUACUCAUUCCUGAAAGAAGCGUCGCAGAAAUUCCGCGGUUGGAUAGAUCAGCUUCUGUCUUCCGCGUGGGCAAGCUGUCAAGACACCGAUGUUCUCAUCGAGUCACCAAGCGCGAUGGCUGGAAUCCAUAUCGCCGAGGCCCUUAGGAUUCCUUAUCUUCGUGCAUUCACGAUGCCCUGGACGAGAACGCGGGCGUAUCCGCACGCGUUUGCGGUCCCGGAGCACAAGAUGGGGGGCGCGUACAACUACCUCACGUACGUCAUGUUCGACAAUGUCUUCUGGAAGGCCAUAGCAGGGCAAAUAAAUAGAUGGCGGAAGAAGGAGCUUGGGUUGAAGGCGACAAAUUUGAAUAAAAUGCAACAGAACCAAGUCCCGUUUCUCUACAAUUACUCUCCUACAGUCGUUCCUCCGCCUCUUGAUUACCCUGAUUUCAUUCAUGUUACUGGAUACUGGUUUCUCAGAGAGGCGUCAGAUUGGACGCCACCACCGGGGUUGUUGGACUUCAUUCAACGUGCCCGAACUGACGGCAAGAAGAUUGUAUAUAUCGGCUUUGGGUCGAUCGUUGUCUCGGAUCCAACUGCACUUACGGAGACAGUAGUCCAAUCUGUCCUGAAAGCAGAUGUUCGCUGUAUCCUAUCGAAGGGCUGGUCAGAUCGCUUGGGUGAUCCCUCUAGUGCCAAAUCAGAGAUCCCUCUACCGCCUGAAAUUUUCCAGAUUCAGUCUGCACCUCACGACUGGCUAUUUAGACAAGUCGAUGCCGCAGCCCAUCACGGCGGGGCUGGGACGACUGGAGCUAGUUUACAGGCGGGAAUACCGACGAUUAUCAAGCCUUUUUUUGGUGACCAGUUCUUCUUUGGAUCUCGAGUUGAGGACUUGGGCGUUGGGAUUUGCAUGAAGAAGCUGAAUGUCACGGUCUUCUCGCGAGCAUUAUGGGAAGCCACCUGUUCAGAGCGAAUUAUUACGAAGGCUCGACAGUUGGGUGAGCAGAUUCGCCGUGUAAGUAGUGGUGCCAAAGUCGCCUUAUCUUUCCUUUUCUUUCUCCGUUGGCCAGUUCGCUUUUUAUCAAUAUCAACUAACAUACGUCUACAGGAAGAUGGUAUUGGAAAUGCAAUUCAGGCUAUUUACCGAGAUCUUGAAUAUGCUCAGACUCUUUCCUAUCGACGUUCACUCGCAUCAUCCACGCCUUUCUCACCAACACCUUCCCCCAAGGGUGGCGCCAAGAACGAUGAAGAGUCUACAGUUGAGGACGACCUAGACGACACGGAGUGGACAUUGGUGGACGAAGAUCUCGGUAAUAAUAACAAUUUGUCAAAGGUAGUACGAGAAGGAGCAGUUUCUAACGCGGGGAUGCCAGCGGAGCGAGUCCGCUCUAAAGGACCUUCUGGGGAACAUAGAAGCAGUCCAUAACAGCAGCUUUACUUGUGCAUUGCGAUAUCGGGUUGAUUAUUCCUUCGUUAAAUUUUUCCUUCGUGAUGACCAGUUCGAUAUUUGCACUAUUUCCACUAUGAUCAUUACUAAUGGUUUGAUGACUUACGUAUCAUCCUUUCUCAUCGGACUCGAUAUGCUUCAGAUUGUUUGACGGGAAUCAUUUGUUAAGUUCUAUACCAGGGCUGUGGGGCUUGGAUGUUAUUACGCGCGCGGAUACAUGUAUAGGCGCAGAUAGAACUUGGAAUGGAGGCAUUUUUACCCACGAGUACAGUAUUAGAAUCGAAGAAAGGACACUUAGUGUACU